AUGGGGUGGAUCCUGCUCACUUUGGUGCUGCAUGCAGUUGUGCUGGCAGUUCUUGCCAAUGCUCCAGUACAGAUUUUAGGAAUUGAAGGACAGCCCGUGUUCUUGAAGGCUAAAGUCCCUCCUGGCUUUCAUGUCAGGGAUACCAUCUGGAGGUUUCUGACCCCAGUAGAAGAGCUGUUGGCGAUCUCCUUCGAGGGAACCGCGCAGAUCCAGUACCAAUCCCGUUUCAACGGGAGGAGCCGACUCCACGCGAACUUCACUUUGGAGAUCAGUCCAGUGGCCCUGGGAGACAGCGGGACCUUCUCAGCACUGCUGGUGAACACAACGGGGGAGAUGGAGAAACAGAUCUUCCACCUGGCGGUCUACGGUACGGUCCCCCGGAGGAAGAGGGAUGUGGCUGAUGUGGUUUCCACACCAACCAUCCGAGUGUUCAGCGAGAACAGCAACCCAAACAGGUCGGCGGGAUCCUGUGAAUUAUUCCUGGCCUGUGCAGCAUCUAGGGGGACCAAUCUCACCUACAGCUGGGCAGGGUGCUGA
This is a messenger RNA of Euleptes europaea (tarantolino), 537 nucleotides long. RefSeq names its product SLAM family member 8 (gene SLAMF8). Bases 1 to 537 code for a protein of 178 amino acids. The record is from RefSeq and is a predicted model, not a curated record. Lineage: Eukaryota; Metazoa; Chordata; Lepidosauria; Squamata; Sphaerodactylidae. The transcript has 4 exons.